ACGAUGCGCGUUUCGACACCUCCGCCGCUUGAGUUCGAGCAGAUCGACGACCUCCUGUACCUCACCCGCGCCAACGAGUCCCAGGAGUUGGACACCAGCAUUCAACAGCUCGCAGAACAGUACCAAUGUCGCCGAAAGGACAUCCUCGAAGCUGCUAUUGACCCAGAGACGGGCAACACAGUUCUACACUUCUGCUCGGCGAAUGGCUUGUCAGAGCUGCUCAGCUCAAUACUCUCUCAGCUCAAGAUCGAGGAGGGCGCCGAUCAAACUGGCUUCUCUCCAUUGAUCAACCACGGAAACAAGGAAGGGAACACGCCUCUACACUGGGCGGCAUACAACGGCCAUCUGCCUGUCGUCAAGACGCUCCUCGGAGUGGGUGCGGACAUGUGGCUGAAGAAUGCUGCAGGACACCUGGCGAUGUUCGAGGCGGAGCGAGCGGACAAGAACGAUGUGGUUCAGCACUUGUUGGAGGCGGGAGGCAAAGAGGUGGAGAAGGCUGGGGUAGAGGGUCAGGCUUCUGCAGAGGAUGUGGAGGAUGUGGCCGAAGAAGAGGGAGCAGAGGGCGGCUUCACGCUGCGGGCGGGUACAGCUGGACAAGAUGAUGAUGUGAAAAUGGAAGAUGUCAACAUGGAGGAUGGCAAGACGGAGAGUACCAAUGGUUGAAAACCAACGCCGAGGAGUGACUGCUUCGCUGCGUUUCAACGCAUACACAGCAAAGCAUCUGUGGAUAUGGAAGUAUCGAGUCGGCUAAGCCACCGAACCUCUGGCGAUAUGGGACCUUCUGGGACGAUGCAUGUGUCACAACCGCCUGGAGUCAAGACGACAAAGCAUGAAGUCGAUUGGUCGGCAUAGUCAUCUGCUGCCAGGAGCCGACGUCUCUCGCCGAUCCCUCACUCACAGCACCGCGAUCAAGACGACGUAUAGAGGCGGGCGUUGUCAUGGUGCUCUACCGGCUGAACCCCGCGAAAGGCCUUCGCGG
Messenger RNA from Zymoseptoria tritici IPO323, 979 nucleotides. RefSeq lists its product as uncharacterized. The record is from RefSeq and is a predicted model, not a curated record. Lineage: Eukaryota; Fungi; Ascomycota; Dothideomycetes; Mycosphaerellales; Mycosphaerellaceae. The transcript has a single exon. The coding region runs from base 4 to 663 and encodes 219 amino acids. Gene Ontology annotation, molecular function: protein binding.